Molecule: messenger RNA, 773 nt
Organism: Ricinus communis (castor bean)
Lineage: Eukaryota; Viridiplantae; Streptophyta; Magnoliopsida; Malpighiales; Euphorbiaceae
Product: basic form of pathogenesis-related protein 1
Exons: 1
Coding region: 34-519 (161 amino acids)
Cellular component (GO): extracellular region
Source: RefSeq, a predicted model, not a curated record
UGGCUUUUCAUAUCCAUUGUAAGAGAAAAAAAAAUGUUGUCACUCAAGAUUUCAGCAGCCCUUUCUUUUCUCAUUAGCUUGUCCUUAAUCCUCUCCUCUCAUGCCCAGAACUUACCACAAGACUACAUCAAUGCCCAUAACGCAGCUCGUGCAGCUGUAGGUGUUGGGCCUAUGACUUGGGACAACACAGUAGCUGCCUAUGCACAGAACUACGCCAACCAACGCAUCAACGAUUGCAGGCUUGUGCAUUCAGGUGGACGUUACGGGGAGAACAUUGCAUGGAGCAGUGGUGACCUUUCUGGGACAGCUGCUGUGAAGUUGUGGGUCGAUGAGAAGGCAUUCUAUAAUUAUAAUUCCAAUACUUGUGCUGCAGGGCAGCAGUGUGGGCAUUACACUCAGGUGGUGUGGCGAAACUCGGUUCGCUUGGGUUGUGCUAAGGUUAGGUGCAGAAAUGGAGGCACUUUCAUUACUUGCAACUAUGAUCCUCCUGGCAACUUUGUUAACCAGCGUCCUUAUUAGAUAUUCAUGUUAUCAUAGCUUGCUUUUGUGAUGCUUUUCGAUUUCUCUAUGAAUAAGUCUAAAAGAACUCGAGAUUUUCUGAGAAAAUUAUCGAGUUUUUACUCCUGUUUGAGAUGACAAUGGGAGGAUUACAGACAGAAUAAGGAGAAUAGAUUAUGAAACAAAUUAUAAAAUUGUAUUUCAUGCAUGUACUUGUUCAUGAAUAUAAGUGUAAUCCGUUCCUCUAUCAAUAGUUUGAUUAACUUUGCACCUCA